Suillus plorans is the source of this 879-nucleotide messenger RNA. RefSeq lists its product as uncharacterized. Gene Ontology annotation, biological process: phospholipid transport. The record is from RefSeq and is a predicted model, not a curated record. Lineage: Eukaryota; Fungi; Basidiomycota; Agaricomycetes; Boletales; Suillaceae. Gene Ontology annotation, molecular function: lipid binding. The transcript is spliced from 5 exons. The coding region runs from base 1 to 879 and encodes 292 amino acids. Gene Ontology annotation, cellular component: endoplasmic reticulum; ERMES complex.
AUGGGAAACAACUAUAUCUUCUCCCUCACGCCGACUUUCACUCAAGGCCUCGUGCUAGGUCAACUCUCAAUCUUGGUUCUCCUCGCGCUUGUCCUCAAAUACCUAUUUUUCAUUCCUCCUGAAAGUGAGACGGAAACUGUCCCAUUCCACCCUCUGUCAAAAUCAAACCCUUCGUGGCAUCAAGACGUGAAGGAGGACGAUAAAGACAGCAUUCCAGAACAGGAGUCAGCGCAUUGGUUCAAUAUACUCGCAAGGCAGGUUGUAGAAGUGUACAGAGCUAAGCUUCAGAACAACCUUACGGGAUAUGAGGGAAUUGAGGUUGCCCGCAGGAAAAUUGAGGACCACGCGAAUAACUUGCGUCCACGCGGAUUUCUAGCAAUACACUCUGUGGACCUAGGAAUGUCUGCGCCCAAGUUGUCCAACGCACGGGUUGUGAAUGACAACGAUGGGGACUCCGCUCCGACGACGAUCGAAUUCGACAUGUCAUAUACAGACACCAUUUCCGUCUCACUUUCUACGUCCUAUUUGUUUAAUUACCCCAUGUCUUCGUUUGCUCGGCUACCUGUUUCACUCACAAUAUCUUUAUCUCUGUUCGAGUCAAAAGUUACUUUGGUUCCGCCGUCUCCUGCAUCAGCUGCCCCCGUUUUGACCAUAUCGUUGCCACAAGACUUUACUCUCAACCUCAAGACAACGUCGCUCAUGGGGAGCCGAGCAAUGCUCAGGGACGUGCCAAAACUUCAUGAGUUGAUUGAAUACCAGGUCAGGAAAGUCCUAGCCCUCCGAGGAACGUGGAAAGUUAUUCUACCUGGUAUGGGAAGUUUGGCUACCGUUCAACAGGAGAUAGAAAAAGAACAGGCUGCUUCCAAAGAGCAGGGCUGA